This is a messenger RNA of Anopheles darlingi, 3963 nucleotides long. Its product is annotated as beta-1,4-galactosyltransferase 1-like. Lineage: Eukaryota; Metazoa; Arthropoda; Insecta; Diptera; Culicidae. Bases 600 to 2201 code for a protein of 533 amino acids. The transcript has 8 exons. Gene Ontology annotation, molecular function: N-acetyl-beta-glucosaminyl-derivative 4-beta-N-acetylgalactosaminyltransferase activity. The record is from RefSeq and is a predicted model, not a curated record. Gene Ontology annotation, biological process: glycosphingolipid biosynthetic process; carbohydrate metabolic process.
CGAAUGCACGCACACCACUGCACGAUAUGCCUCGCGACAAUGCAUUCGACGCAUGCUUUCACGCACACUCAAAAAUCGGAUUCCUCUAUAGGCCUCUCUAUUCAGAGGUUAUAAGGGGUUCUGUGAACGAACGGAUUUCUGAGCAGAAAAUGUUUCGGUUCGUGAUAAAAAAAAAGUAAUGUGAAUGUAAAAUGUAAAAUUGCUGCCCUGCCAUGGCCCACCCUCAUCGAGGGUCGCACGGAUCGGAUUUCCACUGAAAACAUCCUACACCUACUCAACUGUAUCAACCAUAGAUAUACGUAGGCUUCCGCCUAUUGAUUAAGAUAAUCCGCAUUGUGCCAAGUGUUGCAGUCGUCGUGUUCCGGCUCCUGGAGCAUCUCGGUUGCUCAUGUGGUUUACCGACGGUUAUGUGCUAACUUCGCGGUUUCCCAGAACCAGCAUUUUCCGAUGCGUGCCGAACGAGUUCUUACUAGGUCCGACAGGAUAGCUAAUUCAAUAUUUCCAAGAACCAGCCGGGGGCUCCUUAUCACACAAUUGAAUUUGCAGUUUUCAAAUAACAACCAACACAGCCAUUCCGAUUUCCAAGUUUAGUCCGCUACAUGACUGCACCUAUGGCGUUCUACAAUCGUACGGUUGUUAUCAAGGGGGCGUUGGUAUUCAGUUUUCUGUUAAUUCUUCUCAAUCUCCUCAACUCCAAACUGGAUCUCACCUCGCGGAACGUAGCCGGACGUGUUAGCACCCCGUUUUGGCCAAAAAGAAUUCACACUAGUAGAGAGAGGUUCGCACCAGCUGUAACGCAUCAUGCUGCUGAAAAAGUAAACGUUUCAACGCUCAUUGAAAGCGAGCAAACUUUAGGGACUAGUCGAGGUUCAUUGCAAAAUGUGCCGAAACCGUCGGAUCAAUCAUUAGUGGCUGCGAGCAACACAACAGAAGCAACACACAAUAACUCUUCUGAAACACAAAACUCUACUUUGUUGCUCCAAGCGGAGCAAUUUGACGAGAUGCCAUACGCACCAGAAAUCGAAUCUAAAUCGCCAGUGAUAGAUAUCAGUGAAAUACGCGGAUCCAAUAACACAAUAGUGAUUGAUCCCGAGUCUGGUAGUAAUAAGGCACACAAUAAUUCCAAUAACGUUUACGCCAGUAGUCAUAAUAACGGAAGUACAAGUACGGACACUAUCACUUCAAAAGUCUCUCCAUCAGUAUUGAAAGUACUGAAUGCAAGCAAAAGCACUCCAAAGAACCGUAGGGAAAACGCAACUCGUGCGAAAACUCUUCCUGUUACAACAUAUGAAAUAACUAAACAGCCGAUUGGGAAAAACUCUGUUUCUGCUGCUGGUUCCUACAAGGAUGAAGAGCAUGGUUUGCAAGGGUUAGUUGAUAAGUUCGCCAUCAAUAUUUGUCCUCCGAUUCCUCCAAAUCUUGAGGGGCCAAUCAAUAUAGAUACCACUUACGAACCGCUUAACAUGAUAGAAGAUCGAUACAGAAACAAACUACAGCCCGGUGGACAGUAUACACCACCCGAUUGCACGGCGCGAAAUCGAGUGGCAAUUAUUGUUCCAUAUCGUGAUAGAGAGCAUCAUUUACCGAUUUUUCUUAAGAAUCUACAUCAGUUUCUCAUGAAACAACAGCUCGACUAUGGUAUUUACAUCGUUGAGCAAACGGCUGGCUCAUCCUUUAACAGAGCUGCGCUUAUGAAUAUCGGCUUUACUGAGGCUAUGAAACAACGAAAUUGGGAAUGCCUGGUUUUCCACGAUAUCGAUCUGUUGCCAAUGGAUGAUCGUAACCUCUAUACUUGUCCUGAUCAACCACGCCACAUGUCAGUGGCGGUAGAUACGUUUGGUUUUAAGCUGCCUUACAACACAAUCUUCGGUGGUGUCUCUGCAAUGACCGAGAAACAAUUUCGUACGGUGAACGGAUUUUCCAACUCCUUUUGGGGCUGGGGAGGUGAAGACGACGAUAUGUCAAACAGAUUAAAACAUUUUGGCUUCCACAUUGCACGUUAUCCUGUUAAUAUAGCACGGUACACAAUGCUGAAUCAUAAAAAGGAGAAAGCGAAUCCUAAAAGGUUCGAGAAAUUAGUAAACGGUCCAAAGCGUUAUGACAGUGAUGGGUUAAAUUCGCUACAUUAUCAACUUUUAAACCUCAUAAAGAAGCCUCUUUAUACAUGGAUUCACACAGAGAUCACACCAGAUAGCAGCUGAUGAUUAUCAUUUCUAGCGGAAUGGCUAGGAUAAAAGGAGAUAUCAUCCAUAAGCUCUCAACAAUGUGAAAAACCCCUUCAAAGUGACGACACUAACGACGUACAGCACACAAGCAAACUUCAAUGAACAAACCAAAUGUAUUUCUUUAGCAUAUUUUUUGCUAUCGCAUGCCGUGCCGUGUUCGUUAGCGGUUUCAGUUUUUUUAACUUAUAAGUGUCAUGUAAAAACUUUCCACGACAUCACAGUUAGACAUACAAGGAAAAGGAAUCGCUUCGGGUUAUCUAGACACAAUUUUUCAGUUAAUAGAAGAGAAUGAAAGUUAAUAGUUAUUCCUAGCUAUUAAUAGCUUAGUAAUAGCUCCUAUAGGCAGAGUUAUUUAUUUAGGAAACAACCAAUCGCUUAGAACUGUUUUGAAUCCACUCGAUUAACGGCGCCUUGCUUUAAUUUAACCAAGCCCGUUCACCUUCGUUUUGUGAUAAUGCGAGUAUCAAUUUCUUAAAAUAUUACAUCAGCUCGAGUAGCAAGCAAUAUCGAAUACUAUAUUACAGAUAAUUCUAUGGGGAUUGGAAGCUGUUUCUUGUAAGAUCAAAAGAUUCAUAAUCGAUCAAAAACUGUAUCUUUAAACUAUCACAGGAAAAACAAACAUUGCUGCAUGAGCAUUUGAAAGGAGAUUUAAGAGAAGAAAGUUAAACUAGACUGGAUUACCAAAAUAGAACGAAAACGAAUCUUACCAGAAUCUGGACAGGCGUGUUGAACGAUCCACAAUAAAUUGGAGAAAGCUUUACUUAUCGCUACUCAAACACACGACCCGAUUAAACCUGUUAAGCCAAAGUACAGUAAUUCGUAACCGGAAGCACAAAAAUGGUAAUAUAGUAAUCAUAGGAUAGGGUGACGUUUUUUUGUUCCGUCCGAGUGAAACACUUUUAACUUAAUAUUUAGCUUAAUAAUUUAGCUAAUAAGCUCAAAUGUUAAGUGUCCAUUCGAGGAUUUCUCGACACAACUUCAAUAGUUUCGAAUUCCUUCUAGGCAUUCUUCAGGGGGUUCUUUUGAUAAAACAUUGAAACAAAUUUAUUAUUUUUGUGUAAAAAACGAAUUGUAGAGAUCCUUUAUUGUCACAUAUUAACGGAAAUCAAUGGUUACUUCUUAAGGCGAGGAUUGAUUCUAACACAGAAUUCUUAAAAAUAGGUUCGUUACGGGUUAUUUGCCACUGAUAUUUUGGAAUUAGUUUUUUUUUAUAUAACGAUUGUUGUUUAUUUAGAUAACAAUGUCAACCAAAUUGUAAAAAUAUGUUAUUGGCUAUUCGGCUAUUGUGAAGCAAUUAAAAAUACUUUAAAGAUUUUUUUUGUGAAGCAGAAGACAGAUCUUUUAGAAUAUACAUGCUAAUCAAAGCUAGAAACAAAAUGAAGCCGAUUGAACAUUAUUGUUUAAAUGUAUAAAUAGAUAAAGGUCUACAGUUAGGGAAAGAUACAUUCUUAUAGAAAAAUACUUCGGUACACUAUUGUGACUGUGACUGCAAAUCUGUAAUAUGUGAACAAUAAUGAAUCGAAUAAGUUGAGUGAGAUGAGAUCUGUUGAGUUUUGAGUUUUGUAUGUAAAUAUUUGUUAAACCGUUUGAUUUUUCCUUCAUAAAUGCGUUGAUACAGAGAUAAAAAUCAAGAUAAAGCGCCUAUAGACUUUUUCUAAAGUAGGUGAUUUAAUGACUAUAGACGAUGUUCAAAAAAUUUUCAAUAAAGCUAUGUUCAAUUAAAAAAUUGAAAUUUGAA